Aspergillus heteromorphus CBS 117.55 is the source of this 754-nucleotide messenger RNA. Its product is annotated as epoxide hydrolase. Bases 38 to 754 code for a protein of 238 amino acids. Gene Ontology annotation, biological process: epoxide metabolic process. The transcript is spliced from 2 exons. NCBI's taxonomy places the organism in Eukaryota, Fungi, Ascomycota, Eurotiomycetes, Eurotiales, Aspergillaceae. Gene Ontology annotation, molecular function: epoxide hydrolase activity. The record is from RefSeq and is a predicted model, not a curated record.
AUGGCACGACCAACACGCAGAAGCAUACCACAAAUUAAUGCUCACACUGGGAUACUCCGAAUACAUAAUCCAAGCCGGCGACAUCGGCCACCUGAUAGCCCGAACCAUGGCCUCCAACUACAACCCGCACUGCAAAGCCCUACACACCAACUCCGCCCUCCCCGCCGAGCCAACUGCAGAAUCCCACCCCGAACUCCACGCCAAAAUCCAGAACACCCCCCUCACCGACUCCGAAAAAGAAUCCAUCAUCCGCACCGCCACCAUCUCCAAAGACGGAAUGACCUACUACCAGCAACUCUCCACCCGCCCACAGACCCUCGGGUACAGUCUGACAGACAGCCCCGUUGGUAUUCUAGCCUGGAUCCACGAGAAACUGCAUGACUGGACAGAUAACUAUCCCUGGACGGAUGACGAGAUUCUGACUUGUGUGACUAUCCACUAUUUCUCGACGGCGGGGGCGGCUGCCCCGGGUUCGGUCUACUAUGCUAUGGAGCAUAGCAGUCCUGGUGCGCUUGUGGAGGCGCAGAAGUAUGUGGAUGUUCCGUUGGGGAUUGCGCGGUUUGCGAAGGAUCUGGUUCUGUUGCCGAGGUUGUGGAAUCAGACGCUGGGGAGGGUUGUGUCUGAGAGUGAGUAUGCGAGAGGUGGGCAUUUCGCCGCGUGGGAAUGUCCGACGGAGAUUGUGGGGGAUGUGAGGGCUAUGUUUGGGAGGGGUGGGACUGUGUCCGGUUGUGUGGAUGGGAGGGAUGGGGUUUGA